This is a messenger RNA of Ornithorhynchus anatinus (platypus), 5668 nucleotides long. RefSeq names its product bromodomain adjacent to zinc finger domain 1A (gene BAZ1A). The transcript has 27 exons. Gene Ontology annotation, biological process: chromatin remodeling. Gene Ontology annotation, molecular function: protein binding. The record is from RefSeq and is a predicted model, not a curated record. Bases 70 to 4857 code for a protein of 1595 amino acids. NCBI's taxonomy places the organism in Eukaryota, Metazoa, Chordata, Mammalia, Monotremata, Ornithorhynchidae.
UUUCCCUCCAAUUUUCCUCAGGGGAGAAGCCGGGCCCAGGGCGACGGGAGGGCCGGGGCCCAGGCCGCGAUGCCGCUGCUGCACCGAAAGCCGUUUGUGAGGCAGAAGCCGCCGGGCGACCUGCGGCCCGACGAGGAAGUUUUCUACUGUAAAGUCACCAACGAGAUCUUCCGCCACUACGAUGACUUUUUUGAACGAACUAUACUGUGUAACAGCCUUGUGUGGAGCUGUGCUGUGACCGGUAAACCUGGACUCACCUAUCAGGAAGCCCUUGAGUCAGAAAAGAAAGCCAGACAAAAUCUUCAGAGUUUUCCAGAACCACUAAUAGUUCCAGUUUUGUACUUGACCACCCUUACCCAUCGUUCGCGUCUGCAUGAAAUUUGUGAUGAUCUCUUCGCUUAUGUCAAGGAUCGAUAUUUUGUUGGCGAAACUGUGGAAGUAGUUAGGAACAAUGGUGCAAGGUUUCAGUGUAAAAUAAUAGAAGUCAUCUCUCCAGCUCAGCACAAUGGGAUUGCUAAUGGCCACAUCAACAAUACUGAUGGCGAUACCAUUAUCAUCAGUGAUAGCGAUGACUCUGAAACUCAGGACAAUUCUACACAAAAUGGAAAGAAAAACACCAUAAUUGAUUCUUCAUUGUUCAAAUACAAAGUGCAACCUGUAAAAAAAGAUGUAUAUGAACCUGUGGUCGUUAAAGCAUCUCAAAUAAGCCGGCGGAAACAUCUGUUUUCUCGUGAUAGGCUUAAACUUUUUUUGAAGCAACACUGUGAACCACACGAUGGAGUCAUUAGAAUUAAGGCUACAUCUAUUGCAAAAUACAAGAUAGCAGAACAAAAUUUUUCUUACUUCUUCCCUGAUGAUCCUCCAUCAUUUGUCUUCAGUCCUGCAAGCAGACGGAGAGGAAGGCCUCCAAAGAGACUAUCCAUUGGUCAUGAGGACAGGAUUACUAAUGCACAGAUUGUUCAAGGAAGUAGAAGUGCGGCUAUGAAAGAAAGGGAAAGAAUCCUAAAACAAAAAGAUGAAAUGAAGUCACUGACUUUUGAAAAGGCCAAAUUAAAAAGGGAAAAGGCAAGUGCCAUAGAAGCCAAAAAAAAGGAAAAGGAAGAUAAAGAGAAAAAAAGGGAAGAGUUAAAGAAAAUUGUAGAAGAAGAGAGACUGAAGAAGAAAGAAGAAAAAGAGAGACUCAAAAUACAAAAAGAAAAGGAAAGAGAGAAGUUACGGGAAGAAAAACGAAAAUAUGUGGAGUACUUAAAGCAAUGGAGUAAGCCUAGGGAAGACAUGGAAUGUGAUGAUCUUAAGGAACUUCCAGUACCAACUCCAGUGAAGACUCGACUGCCUCCUGAAAUCUUUGGUGAUGCUCUGAUGGUGUUAGAAUUUCUUCAUGCUUUUGGGGAGCUCUUUGACCUUCAAGAUGAGUUUCCUGAAGGACUCACUCUAGAGGUUUUAGAGGAAGCUCUCGUAGGAAAUGACAGUGAAGGCCCACUAUGUGAAUUGCUUUUUUUCUUCUUGACCGCCAUCUUUCAGGCUAUCGCUGAAGAGGAAGAGGAAGUAGCCAAAGAGCAAAUAACUGAUGCUGAUACCAAAGAUUUAACAGAGGCUUUGGAUGAAGAUGCAGACCCCACAAAAUCUGCACUGUCUGCAGUUGCAUCUUUGGCAGCUGCAUGGCCACAGUUACACCAGGGCUGCAGUUUGAAAAGCUUGGAUCUUGAUAGCUGCACUCUUUCUGAAAUCCUAAGACUUCACAUCUUAGCAUCAGGCGCUGAUGUUACGUCAGCAAAUGCGAAGUAUCGUUAUCAGAAACGAGGGGGAUUUGAUGCUACAGAUGAUGCUUGUAUGGAACUGCGUUUGAGCAAUCCUGGAAUACUGAAGAAACUUUCUAGUACUUCAGUGUAUGAUUUGUCACCAGGUGAAAAGAUGAAAAUUCUUCAUGCACUCUGUGGGAAACUACUGACCCUUGUCUCCACUCGAGAUUUUAUUGAAGACUAUGUCGAUAUAUUACGACAAGCGAAGCAGGAGUUUCGAGAACUAAAGGCUGAGCAGCAUCGCAAAGAAAGAGAAGAAGCAGCAGCUAGGAUACGCAAAAGAAAGGAAGAAAAACUCAAGGAGCAAGAGCUAAAGAUGAAAGAGAAACAGGAAAAAUUGAAGGAAGAGGAGCAAAGAAAUACUACUGCAGAAAUAUCCAUUGGGGAAGAGGAACGGGAGGAUCUAGAUACUAGCACUGAGAGCAAAGAAAUUGAACAGAAGGAACAGGAUCAGGAUACUGUCACAGAAGAUGAGGAGGAUCUGGGAUCCAGUAAAAGAGGAAGACGAGGGAGAAGAAGUCAAAAUGGAUUUAAAGAUUUCAUAAGGCAAGAAGAUCCCGGAUGUGCCAAGAGAAAGUCUCUUACAGCUGAUGAAGAAGAAACAUUAAAACGGGAGCAACAAAAAAAGGAAAAGGAUCUUCUCGAAAAAAUUCAAAACGCCACAGCCUGUACCAACAUUUUUCCUUUGGGCCGUGACCGCAUGUAUAGGCGGUAUUGGAUCUUCCCUUCUAUUCCUGGGUUGUUUAUAGAAGAGGAUUAUUCUGGCCUCACAGAAGAUAUGUUGUUGCCCAGGCCAUCGGCCUUUCAAAAUAAUGUACAGCCUCGGGUGGCAAAUGAACCUCAGGUAUCUACUAAAACUGGAGAAUGUCUGAAGGCUGAAUCUACCUCCAUUAUUGACCAAGUUCCGUACAGUGUUGCCAUACAGAUGCCAAGGCCGGUGCAUAAGCCAAACCGUUGGUGCUUUUACAGUUCCCAGGAACAACUGGACCAACUCAUUGAGGCUCUUAAUUCUCGUGGCCAUAGGGAAAGUGCCUUAAAAGAAAUUCUCUUGCAAGAAAAAGGCAGAAUAUGUGAACAACUAGCUGGUUUUUCAGAGGAAAAGUUCCAUAUUCCAGAUAAAGCUCAAACCGAAAGCAAACCGACUUUGGGACGAGGGAGACUGUCCAGUACAUAUGAUACUUCUCAAAUGACUGCAGAAAAGCAGCUUGAAUUGAGGCUGAGAGACUUUCUUUUGGACAUUGAAGAUAGAAUCUACCAAGGAACACUUGGGGCAAUUAAGGUUACAGACCGACAAACCUGGAGAGCAGCCUUAGAAAGUGGAAGGUAUGAGCUAUUGAACGAGGAAAAUAAGGAAAAUGGGAUUAUUAAAACUGUGAAUGAAGAUGUAGAAGAGAUGGAAAUUGAUGACCAAGCCAAAUUCAUCGUAAAAGAUAGACUUCUGGGGAUAAAAACAGAAACGUCAAGCGCUGUCUCAACCAGUACAAGCACACCGCAGCCAGUCAGUAACAUGGUCCAUUACCUGGCCAGUGCACUACUUCAAAUCGAACAAGGCAUUGAGCGUCGGUUCCUCAAAGCACCACUUGGUAAUGCAGAAAUUAAUAAAAGAGUUCCAAAGGGAACUAGAAAGAGAAAGGAGGACGAAAGAAAGAAAGAGGAAGAACAGACUAGUAAGAGAGAUGAUGCAAGUGACAGUGGUCGUUCUUAUAAGACUGUCUUGGAUCGUUGGAGAGAAUCUCUCCUGGCCUCUGCCAGCCUUUCCCAAGUCUUCCUCCAUCUCUCUACCUUGGAUCGAAGUGUCAUUUGGUCUAAGUCUAUCCUGAAUGCUCGCUGUAAGAUAUGCCGAAAGAAGGGUGAUGCCGAAAGCAUGGUGCUCUGUGACGGCUGCGAUCGAGGUCACCAUACCUAUUGCGUGAGGCCGAAACUCAAGGCUGUUCCCGAAGGAGACUGGUUCUGCCCAGAGUGUCGACCGAAGCAACGCUCAAGACGCCUCUCCUCCAGACAGAGACCAUCCGUGGAAAGUGAUGAAGAGCAGGAAGAACAGAUGGGAGAGGAGGAAGAGGAUGACUAUGGUGAAGUUGGGCAAAGUGAAGAAGAGGAUUAUGAGAUAGAGCAGGAGGAAGAGGAUGAAUCUCAAGAAGAGGAAGAAGUGAGUCCUCCAAAGCGCGGAAGACCACAAGUAAGACUAUCAAUCAAAACCAGAAGCCGACUUAGUACUCCUUUCUCAAGUCGAAGCAGCCAGCGCCAGGACUCUGGGAGAUAUGGUUCUCGGAGUCAGCAGAAUACCCCCAAACAAAGCGGGUCUGCCUCUAAAACUACCGGGAGAGGCCUAAGAAAGAUAAGAUCGGCCCCUACUACGGAAACUAAGCCUUCUUCAAGAUUUCCAAGCCGCUCGACUCGUCAGAGCCAUGGCUCGUUGCAAGCAGAUGUGUUUGUUGAACUUCUCAGUCCUCGUAGGAGGCGAAGGGGCAGGAAAACUGCAGAAAACACACCAGAAAACAGCCCCUCCGGCUUUCCCAGCUUCAGGGUCAUUGCCACUGCCACAAGUGAGCGGACAAGAUCAUUAAAUUCCUCACCAAAAUUCUCUCUUCAGGAUAGUGAGCCCAAGAGAAGAGGCAGAAAACGACAAUCUACAGAUUCAUCUCCCAAGACAAUGAACCGAAGAAGUUCAGGUCGCCAGGGAGGAGUCCAUGAACUGUCCGCUUUUGAACAACUUGUAGUAGAACUGGUACGGCACGACGACAGCUGGCCUUUCUUGAAACUGGUUUCCAAAAUUCAGGUUCCAGACUACUAUGAUAUCAUCAAAAGACCUAUUGCCUUAAAUAUUAUUCGUGAAAAAGUGAACAAAUGUGAAUACAAAUUAGCAUCUGAGUUUAUUGAGGAUGUUGAACUAAUGUUUUCAAACUGCUUUGAGUACAACCCUCGUAACACAAGUGAAGCGAAAGCAGGAACUAGACUUCAAGCAUUUUUUCACAUUCAAGCUCAAAAGCUUGGACUCCAAGUGACCCCUGGAAAUGUGGAUUAUGCUACGCCUCCAUCUGCAAAAAAGUCGCGAAUAUAAUUUGGUCCUUCCAAAGGAUUCAUUUUGAAAGAACCUAAUAUUGUUCAUAGAAGUGGAACAUUAAAUCAUGCUGAGAAGCAGUCUUAUUUGUAUAAAGCAAUAACAACUGUUUAACCACCUUGAAGUGUGGCCUGCACUAUAUUCUCGAUUUUAAUAUUAAGCACUCAGGAGAAUGUAGGAAAGAUUUCCUUUGCUACAGUUUUGUUCAGUGUCUAAAGUUUGAUGUAUUGGAUACAGUACUGGUUUACAGAGGUUUGUACAUUUUAAAAAUCAUUCAUGUGUCCAAAUAUCUCCCAAAAUAUUAUUUCUUCCGCACCUAUGACUUGUUUCAUCUUAGUUGUUCUAGAAGCUGUGGUAUUGUGGGGGCUUUAUCGAGACGGAUGAAAUCUUCUACUGUAGCACAGUUUGGGAAACUGUGUAAAUGUCUGAGAAUUGUUAAUGAGCACACCUUUUUCAACACUACACAUGAAUGAGUACAAUUGCAUAUCUUUAAAAGUGCUGUACCAGUGCCGGCUGGAGGUAUUCAGUCUGAGUUUAUUAAGUAGAUAUUUAUUUAGCAUUCAAAGUAAUUUGUGAAUUUGUUUUGUAUUUAUAAAAUUUGUACCUGGAAAAACAAAGUUCCUUAAAUUUUUGUUUAAAAUUUUACUGUGUUGUUUGUUUAUUCCUCUAACUUCCUAAUGAUCACCCAGACAAGGUAACACCUUUCCUUAGCAGUUCUUCCAGCGAAAGAUAACUUUUACAGAACUGUAUAAUAAGUUUCUAUGUACAACUUUUUUAAGUGUACAAAUAAAAUGAUACAUUUUUCAAAGUA